AAAGUGAUAUAUGCAGUUAAAUGCGUACACAAACGUAUCAUCUAGUCUACAAACAUCAGGUCAGUCAGUCAGUGGCAAGAAAAAAUGGCGGAUGUCGAGUUGAACGUCGACAACCUGAUACAAAGAUUGUUGGAAGUAUACCACACGCAGAAAGACCAGGUUCAGAAGAAAGCCAAGCUAAAAGAUAUUUUCUCGUCGGAUUUUGUCGUCCGAGGAUGCCGGCCAGGAAAGACGGUGUUAAUGUCAGAGAGCGAGGUGCGCGGCCUUUGCCUCAAGUCACGGGAGAUUUUCCUUCAGCAGCCGAUCCUGCUUGAAUUGGAGGCACCGCUUAAGAUCUGCGGCGAUAUCCACGGCCAGUACACCGACUUGUUACGGCUGUUCGAGUACGGCGGUUUCCCGCCGGAGGCGAACUAUCUGUUCCUCGGCGAUUACGUAGACAGGGGCAAACAGUCGUUGGAAACGAUAUGCUUGUUGCUCGCCUACAAGAUCAAAUACCCGGAGAACUUUUUCCUGUUGAGAGGGAAUCACGAGUGUGCCAGCAUAAACAGGAUAUACGGGUUCUACGACGAGUGCAAGAGAAGAUACAACAUCAAACUAUGGAAAACGUUCACCGAUUGCUUCAACUGUCUACCAAUCGCCGCGAUCAUCGACGAGAAGAUAUUCUGCUGCCACGGUGGCCUCAGUCCAGACCUUCAGAAUAUGGAACAAAUCAAAAGAAUAAUGCGUCCGACAGAUGUACCUGAUACCGGUCUUCUCUGUGACUUGUUGUGGUCCGAUCCGGACAAAGAAGUUCAGGGAUGGGGUGAAAACGAUAGAGGUGUGUCCUUCACAUUCGGGCCAGACGUGGUAUCGAAAUUCUUAAAUCGCCAUGAUAUGGAUUUAAUAUGUAGAGCUCAUCAAGUAGUCGAGGAUGGCUAUGAAUUUUUCGCGAAACGACAGCUGGUCACCCUGUUCUCCGCGCCAAAUUAUUGCGGAGAGUUCGACAACGCCGGAGGAAUGAUGAGCGUCGAUGAAACUUUAAUGUGCAGUUUUCAGAUUUUGAAACCGUCAGAGAAGAAAGCUAAGUACCAGUACUUAAGUUUGAACACGGGUCAAGCCACGAGACCAUCCACACCACAAAGGAAUCCAGCCAAAAAGAAAUGACAGCCUUGUACUCGGUUUUUCCUUCAUUUAAGGAAGCUCGUCGACAAGGCGACAAAAUUUUUAUUAAGGCGCGAACAUUAAGAGCAUAACAUUGUAUGAUAUGUUCUGUCACUAACUAGCGGUUAUGCCAAAACAGAUGAAUAGCAAAAAANAAAAAAACAAAAAAAAAAGAAAAAAAAAAGAAAAAAAAAAGAAAAGAACCGGGUGAGACACGUAGUGGUGUUUGAUCGUCGGGAAUUAUUUGUGAUCGUUGAAGACUUUAAAAGCAAAAGGCAAUUUUAAUUUCUUUUCUUCGAGUACGAUUUAAAUCUAGCAUUUUAAGUAAUUAUUAUUAUUAUUAUUAUGUUGACUGAUUAGUGAUUAAAAGGUAAUCGUAUAUCGAUAGAACCCGCCCCGAGUGUGCUUAAAGUUUGAAAACAAACAAAAAUCAAAAAAAAAAAAAAAAAAAGAAAAAGAGAAAAAAAAGGGAAGGAAGAUAAUCUGAUUUCGUUAAUAUUUUUUCCGUGAGUAUUAACUUUCAUGUUUCAGUGUAAUGAAGGGAAGCGAGUAGAAUUUACUUCUUUCUUCGUAAGUUAAGUAACAUAGUAAUUAAAAAAUUAACACUUUUUUUCUUCAUUUCAUUUGGAUCAAGGAUCACUUCUGUGUUCUCUAGAAAAUUACUUGCGCGUAUCUUCCACAUCUAGAUGAUUCUUUUAUUAGCGUUUGAAAGAAAUUUGACACUCUCAUUUCGAUUAUUUAUUAUUGCUUCCAUGUUAAAUGUUCUGUAUAAACAUUGCUGAUUAUUCUUAAUAUUCCUCUUACUCUCAUUGCCAUCGCUUUGCGGCUGAUUUGAUUACAAUUGUGUUAACGAAACGCGCUGAGCAUCAUGUACAUAGAUAUAUAAUUUUUCCAUUUCGCUCUGCAGUUUUUGUUUCUUCAUCUGGUUGUAUCCUUCUUUACUCUCGUUAAGUCGUCAUCUCUACACACUAGAUACUUUAGUUUUCAGUAUUCCAAACUAUCGACAGCAUGUUUCAAGGUACGUUGUAGGAAUGUUAGAUUGUUUAUUCUCGAUGAAUGGAAAAAAAAAAGAAAAAAGAAAAAGAAUCAGAGAAGAAACAGAGAACCAGUAUUUUUAAGAUGGUAACUCUAUGCAGAUUAUUAUUAUCGUCGAAGGACACAUGUUCGAACGAAACAAAUGGGUAUUAAAGAAAAUUAAAAAAAAAAAAGAAAAAAAUUAUUUCAGAUGCAUAAUAUACUUAUUAACGAGGUUGUGUGUAAGAAGAAAGAAUCUCAGUCGUUGAGAGAUUUUAAUCUUGCGAUAAAAUAGAUGGAAUAUAUAUAUAUAUAUAUAUAUACGUAUGUAUUAAACAUUGAUUUACAGGAUACCAAAUCGUUAAAAUGCAAUUACACUUGUUACUGGAUAAUAAGGAGAAGAAAGUCCUCGGAUGAUUGUCAUUUCUAAGAACGUACUAUUUCACUUUCAGAUGUUUUUGUCGCAUUUCAUUACGUUUUGUCAACUCGAUUCUCAGGUAAUCACGUUAAUACAUUAAUUAAUCGAUAUGAAGCAAUACGCAAGCAUUUAGUUCUACUUAAACACGUGCUUCGACAACUUGCAUCGUAUUUCAUUUUUGUUUGUACUUUGUGAAACGUUUAUUCUCCUCGAGUAUCUUUCAAAGAGAGUCGUUCCUUGGAUUAAGUACUACAUGAUACUUCUGCUAAGUUGUGCAAUAUAAAUAAAAUGUAGCUCGGAUAAUAAAUGAGAAGUUUAGAAAGUAUCAGAAACGAUUUGAAUACCGACGUGUAUAGAAGAUAAGUAUUUAAGAAUAUUUACGAAGAGUACAUUAAAAUGGAAAUAAUACACUAUUUGAAAAAAAAGCGAAAAAAAACGUAAAAAAAAAUAUAUAUAUAUAAAUAUAUAAAUAAAAUGAAAAGUACAUUAGACCGCACCGUAUCAUUCAGAAUAAACUUAUUAUAUAUAGUUCCAGAGGUGAACAAUCGUAAAACGGUCGUGAAACGGUAUUAUCUGAAAGUGAAAUAAAAUCGACUUCAUUGUUAGAUAAUUAAAUAUAAAUGAAGUAGAAAAGGGAAGGACUAGCGAAUUUGUUUAUAUGAAUAUUUGUAAUUUAUGUUUGUUAAAGAAAUUGUUAUUUAAGCGACGAGGAUGAAUCAUUGUGAACUUUUUUCUAUAUAUCCGUGAGAAUUUUAAUCGAUUUAUUACAUAGGCGAAUUAUCAUUGUGAAUUGUUAAAUGGAAGAACGAAAGGAAAGAAAAGGAAAAAGAACAGUGUACCGUGGGCAUAUUUGAUGAAGUUGUUGUAACGGUACGAAUCGCUUUGAAUCAAGCAUUUAGAUAAUCCUUAACGGAGGUGACGUGAUUUGAGCGAAGCCGACUUGAAAACGGCGAUUUUUUCUUCCCUUCCCGCGCCAUUGACCUCUUUCUUCCUCUAUUACUCCCUUCCGUUAUAAGUUUAAUUGUAAAAGAAGCGGUUGUGAUCCCCCGGUAUUGCGUUUUUUGUCAGAGACUCGUAAAUUAUACACACACAGAUAUAUUAUAUUUGUAAAUGGCCGAUCGGCCGGGAUCCGACGAUAAUCCAUCAAAUAUACGAGAGAAUAUAAAGUGUAAUACUAAAUACUAAGUUGUUUGAAGUUGUAGAUUCGGCUAUUCUCUGUUGUUACGUCGAUCGAAUCCCGGCAAACUAGGCCAACGCAAUGGACAUCCUAAAGAUGUAAAACUUUCAGAUAAUAAACAUGCAUAUUGUUGUACAAA
Messenger RNA from Frieseomelitta varia, 3888 nucleotides. RefSeq names its product serine/threonine-protein phosphatase PP1-beta catalytic subunit. Gene Ontology annotation, cellular component: cytoplasm; nucleus. The transcript has 6 exons. Lineage: Eukaryota; Metazoa; Arthropoda; Insecta; Hymenoptera; Apidae. Bases 85 to 1143 code for a protein of 352 amino acids. The record is from RefSeq and is a predicted model, not a curated record. Gene Ontology annotation, molecular function: protein serine/threonine phosphatase activity.